Messenger RNA from Rhodamnia argentea, 817 nucleotides. Its product is annotated as mitochondrial import inner membrane translocase subunit PAM16 like 2-like. Bases 177 to 527 code for a protein of 116 amino acids. The record is from RefSeq and is a predicted model, not a curated record. Gene Ontology annotation, cellular component: TIM23 mitochondrial import inner membrane translocase complex. Lineage: Eukaryota; Viridiplantae; Streptophyta; Magnoliopsida; Myrtales; Myrtaceae. Gene Ontology annotation, biological process: protein import into mitochondrial matrix. The transcript has 4 exons.
GGGCAAAACUUUUUCCGUUCAUUCGCCCUCUCCAUUUGAGUCUCAUAUCGACGCCGCAACUCUGUGCGUGUUACCGCCGGUUCGGGGACGGUGCGGAAUCUGUUGGUGCGAGGAGAAAGUAAAGCAAUCGCUGAUUAAUCCCUGAGAGGAGUCGCUUCCUUGCCUUUGCGGCGAUCAUGGCAGCGAAGAUUCUUGCUAACUUGGUUGUGAUGGGUGGGGGUAUCUUAGCCAGGGCUUUUGUGCAGGCAUAUCGUCAGGCCCUCGCAAAUGCUUCAAAAACCAGCAUCGCCCAGGAGACGGUACAGAAUGCUGUCCAUAGAGCACGAAAGGCCAUUACAGAACAAGAGGCGAGACAGAUUCUUGGUGUCUCUGAAGAAACCGUGUGGGAAGAGAUAUUGAAGAAAUAUGAUGUAUUAUUUGAGCAGAAUGCCAAGAAUGGUAGCUUUUACAUUCAGUCGAAGGUUCACAGAGCUAAGGAGUGUUUGGAGACUGUAUAUCGCAGCAAAGCGGGUGCUUCUCCAAGUUGAUGAAGGAGCCAUUUCUUCUUUUACCUUCUCCUCCAUUUGAGUGAUGUUCUCUGAUGAUACUUGUAUCAUUCAGCUAGUUGUCAGUGCAACAACUGACUUGUUGACAUAAGAUUUAGCUCAUUUUGUACAUUUAAGAAUGUAUUCGUUGUUAGCACUUCACUUAGUGAGGUCACAAUUUUGGAAAAAGAAAGGCUUAUGAAGGAAUUGACGGUUACUUUGUACGAACGGAAUGACGGCCACAUUUUACGAACGGAUCCGCAUUAUGCCUUUUACUGGGACCUUUCCACAUC